This is a messenger RNA of Zingiber officinale, 1443 nucleotides long. Its product is annotated as 18S rRNA (guanine-N(7))-methyltransferase RID2-like. Gene Ontology annotation, biological process: rRNA (guanine-N7)-methylation. The coding region runs from base 336 to 1214 and encodes 292 amino acids. The record is from RefSeq and is a predicted model, not a curated record. The transcript is spliced from 10 exons. Gene Ontology annotation, cellular component: nucleolus. Gene Ontology annotation, molecular function: rRNA (guanine) methyltransferase activity. Lineage: Eukaryota; Viridiplantae; Streptophyta; Magnoliopsida; Zingiberales; Zingiberaceae.
AAACUUUUAACAAUGCGGCCCCCAACCUAAUGCGCCCCUCCCCAUCGCCCACACCGCCGUCCGCCGCCCCGAUCUCUUCUUCUUCCCCUUGUUAUUUUUUCCUUUCUGUUCUCCAGAAAUUCAGCAACAACAACCAACUUUCUUCUUCUUCUCCCAUUCACUAAUACCAAGCAUCAGGAGUAGUAAGCUUGUCUUUCCUCUCCUCACAGCAGCAACAGCGAUUUCCAGCCGUCGCGAAUAGGAGAAAGGUUCAGACAUUGGAGAUAGCUGAUAGCUCGAUUAUUGGCCAGCACAACUCUGCUUAGUGGUUGGUGUCACAGUCUGCAAGAGAAGCUAUGCCACGACCAGAGCUCCAAGCCCCGCCAGAGAUAUUCUAUAAUGAGGUGGAGGCACGCAAAUAUACAACUUCGUCUCGCAUCAUUGAAAUCCAAGCAAAGAUAUCUGAGCGAGCACUUGAACUCCUUGCCUUGCCAAAUGAUGGCAUACCUAGGCUUCUUCUAGAUAUUGGCUGUGGAUCUGGACUUAGUGGUGAAACUCUGUCUGAAAAUGGGCACCAUUGGAUUGGCUAUGAUAUUUCAAGUUCAAUGUUGGAUGUUGCAUUAGAGCGUGAAGCAGAGGGUGAUCUUUUGCUUGCAGAUAUGGGCCAGGGCUUAGGCUUACGGCCAGGAGUUGUUGAUGGUGCGAUCAGUAUUUCGGCAGUCCAGUGGUUAUGCUAUGCUGACAAGUCCUCACAUGAGCCAAGAAUGAGGCUAAAGGCAUUUUUUGGCACAUUAUAUCGAUGUUUGGCUAGAGGGGCAAGAGCUGUAUUACAACUUUAUGCAGAAAACAGGGAUCAAAAUGAGAUGAUCUCGACUUAUGCCAUGCGAGCUGGUUUUUCUGGUGGUGUUGUUGUUGAUUGGCCGCAUAGCUCAAAAGCACGGAAAGAAUAUCUGGUUCUUACUUGUGGUCCACCCUCAGCUCAAACUUACCAACCGAAGGGGAAAGGUGAAAAUGGUGAGCUGUGCAGUGAAGAUAAUGAAAGCGAUGCUGACACUGAUGACAGCCAAAUGGUUGAUGUAUAUGAUCGAAACCGGCCAAGGAAGAAAUUGAAGGUAAAGAAGAAAGGGAAAGGUAGAGAAUGGGUGUUGAAGAAGAAGGAACAGAUGAGGAAUAAAGGAUAUAACGUUCCUCCUGAUACCCAGUACACUGCUCGAAAGCGCAAGGCUCGAUUUUAACCCUUCUUCCUCUUGAUGCCCAGUACACUGCUCGAAAGGUCAAGGCUCUAUUUUUUCUGUUAGCUUCGGAUCAUUAGAAACCGCAUAAUUUUUUACUAGGAUAAUUUAUUGUAAUCAUAUAUUUUCUGUAGCUGUUGUGCUGUGUUUUCGUGCACAAGGUUUUGCACUGCAAUGGAAGGUUAUUAUACCUUUUUUUAUAUAAAAAAACUAUUAAAUAGAGCACGUUUAA